AUGGAGGUGGCCCCGGAGGCGGCCGCCGUGGUGCGGCUGCGGCACUGCGGCGCCGCCAUCUUCUGCCGCCAGCCGCCGCCGCUCUGCCCCGCCUGCGGCCGCCCCCUGCGCGGCGCCGGCCUGGCCGCGGCCCCCGUGCGCCUCCCCUGCCCCUUCCGCCACGGGCACCGGCAGCGCCGAGCCCUCCUCCUGCGGCCCUCCGCCGGCACCUUCCUCGGAGGAUACGACGGGAAAUCUGAUCUUCACGUUGGAAUAACCAACACCAACGGAGUGGUGUAUAACUACAACGAAGAAGGCAUUCACAGAGAUGAAACUGGAUGGGAACAGUGUGUUAGUAUCCCACUAGUACAACCAGAUAUGUUUGAGCUUCUUCAGCAGUGGGAUAAGCUCCUAGAGGAUUUUUCUGUGGGAGAGGCCUGGCUUCCUCACAGGUAUGAAGAACAUGACCACAAUUGCUACACAUACGCACUAGCAUUCAUUAACAGUAUACUGACUGCACAAGGAAAGCAGCAAAUGAGUAAAAGUGAAUUUACAGAGAAAUUUGUGAUCCCACAGACAAAGAAUGCUUCUAAAUAUAUUACCCUGCAUCAGGAGCUAACUACUAAAGAUUUCUACAUUGUACCCCUUCCUGAUCGAGAAAACCAGUGUGGAAAUUGACAGGUUGUGACAUUAAAACACCUACAAAAUACAACAUGAAAAGGAAGCCUUAAGACUCCAAAUCUCAGGGUUUAAGAUAUAUGAACUGCUUGGUGUAUUUAAAAACACAACUUUAUGUAUGUUAACCUGCGUAUUAUGGAAGGAUCGUGAAACUAAAUUUGUGUAUUUUGAAUAAAAUAACAUGCACAUGAUGUACAUGCUACAGAAAAUUUCUAUGGAAACUGGAUAUGGAGAAAAUCCAUAUCUUGUUUUCCUUUUUACAUUCACUAUACACUGUGUUCUGCCAAGAGGCUUAAUAUCAGAAAUCGUAACUGCUGGGUAAUCAAGGGUUUUAACAAGUUAACUGUUGUAACUUAAGCUGUAUCAAACCAAACCAUCACUUUUCCUCAGCUGUCACAUUUGUUUACAGAUAGGCGAAAAAGGAAAUUAUACUUGCCUGCUGCUCAAGUCUAAAGUCCAUGACAACGCAAAGUCAUUUUCCUUUACUUCAAUUACUAAUAAAUAUAACAAGUAAAUCCA
Molecule: messenger RNA, 1176 nt
Organism: Cygnus atratus (black swan)
Lineage: Eukaryota; Metazoa; Chordata; Aves; Anseriformes; Anatidae
Gene: MKRN2OS
Product: MKRN2 opposite strand
Exons: 4
Coding region: 1-657 (218 amino acids)
Source: RefSeq, a predicted model, not a curated record